AUGCCUGAAGGAGAGGUGGUCCAGGCCAAGAAGUCCUUUAUGGGCAUGCCUGGCUUCGUUGUGGAUUUCUUGAUGGGUGGUGUAUCUGCUGCCGUCUCAAAAACCGCUGCUGCUCCUAUCGAGCGUGUUAAGCUCCUCAUUCAAAAUCAGGAUGAGAUGUUGAAGACUGGACGCCUUGACCGCAAGUAUGCUGGCAUCGGGGAGUGCUUUAGCCGCACAGUCGCCAAUGAGGGGGUGGUUUCGCUCUGGCGUGGUAAUACAGCCAACGUUAUCCGAUACUUCCCAACCCAGGCCCUCAACUUCGCUUUCCGUGAUACCUACAAGUCCAUGUUCGCAUUCAAGAAGGAGCGUGAUGGCUACGCAAAGUGGAUGAUGGGCAACUUGGCCUCGGGUGGUGCCGCUGGUGCUACGUCCCUCCUUUUCGUGUACUCCCUGGACUACGCCCGUACUCGUCUAGCAAACGACGCCAAGAAUUCAAAGACUGGCGGAGACCGUCAAUUCAACGGUCUGGUGGAUGUCUACAAGAAGACUCUUGCCUCUGACGGUAUCCUUGGUCUCUACCGUGGUUUCGGUCCCUCUGUCGCUGGUAUCAUCGUCUACCGCGGAUUGUACUUCGGAAUGUACGACUCCCUCAAGCCUGUUCUCCUGGUUGGUUCUCUCGAGGGUAACUUCUUGGCCUCCUUCUUGCUCGGCUGGACUGUCACCACUGGUGCUGGUAUCUGCUCGUACCCUCUCGAUACUAUCCGUAGGCGUAUGAUGAUGACUUCUGGUGAAGCCGUCAAGUACAAGUCUUCCAUUGAUGCCGGUCGCCAAAUUAUUGCCGCUGAGGGUGUUAGAUCUUUGUUCAAGGGUGCUGGUGCCAAUAUCCUCCGUGGUGUCGCUGGUGCUGGUGUGCUUUCGAUCUACGACCAAGUCCAAUUGCUCAUGUUCGGCAAGGCAUUCAAGGGUGGAUCUGGUUAG
Letharia columbiana is the source of this 960-nucleotide messenger RNA. RefSeq lists its product as uncharacterized. Lineage: Eukaryota; Fungi; Ascomycota; Lecanoromycetes; Lecanorales; Parmeliaceae. Gene Ontology annotation, biological process: mitochondrial ADP transmembrane transport; mitochondrial ATP transmembrane transport. The record is from RefSeq and is a predicted model, not a curated record. The coding region runs from base 1 to 960 and encodes 319 amino acids. The transcript is spliced from 7 exons. Gene Ontology annotation, cellular component: mitochondrial inner membrane. Gene Ontology annotation, molecular function: ATP:ADP antiporter activity.